Molecule: messenger RNA, 435 nt
Organism: Caenorhabditis remanei
Lineage: Eukaryota; Metazoa; Nematoda; Chromadorea; Rhabditida; Rhabditidae
Exons: 3
Coding region: 1-435 (144 amino acids)
Source: RefSeq, a predicted model, not a curated record
AUGAUGUCUUCUACAACCUUCUCUAUUCUGGCUUUGGCCGUCAUCGGCGUCGUUUUGGCUCGACCACAAUUUCCAGGUGGACCACCACCAGGCAUGAGUGCCGUCCCACCACCAAUCGCCGCCGUUCUCCCGCCAGAGACCCUCUCUCGUCUCGAAGCAAUUCAUGCUGAUUCCUCCCUCUCGGAGCUCGAGAAGCACAAGGCCAUUGACGAGAUCAUGGUGAAUCUCCCAGAAGAAGUCCAUGAUCGUAUCCCACCACCACCAGGAUUUGCUCAACUUCCAGCUGAAGUUCAGGCUCAAUUGAAAUCAAUUCACAGAGAUAAGAGCUUGGACUUCCAACAAAGACAAUCUGCUAUCCGUGGUGUCUUGGAUAACUUGGCUCCGGAAUACAAGAGACUCCUCCCGCCACUUCCAUUCCCACAACAUCCCCAAUAG